Colletotrichum abscissum is the source of this 543-nucleotide messenger RNA. Its product is annotated as DNase1 protein. Bases 1 to 543 code for a protein of 180 amino acids. The record is from RefSeq and is a predicted model, not a curated record. The transcript has a single exon. Lineage: Eukaryota; Fungi; Ascomycota; Sordariomycetes; Glomerellales; Glomerellaceae.
AUGCAGUUCAACCUUCUCACCCUCCUCGGCUCGGCCGCUCUGGUUGCCGCCAACACCGUCACCUUCAAGUCUCUCGACGACGUUUCCCGCACCGUCCACUUCACCCCCAACUCUGGUCUCGCCUCUGUUGACUCCGUCGAGGUCCCCGCCGGCGGCGAGGUCAAGGUCAACAUCCCCACCUCCUGGAUCGGCAACUGGUACUCCGUCUCUGAGGGCUCCGAGAACGUCGCCGGUAUGCUCGGCGAGGUUGCCUUCAACGGCUGGAACGGCCUGACCUACUUUGAUGUCUCCGCCAUUGUCAACCCCAACGACCACAACGGCGUCAAGAAGAUGUGGCCCGCUAGCGGCGAUGAGCCCAUCUCCGGCUGCGACUGGUGGCCCUGUAACAACGCCUACUACCUCCCUGACGAUGUCCAGACCAAGGUCACCUCCGAGACCGACCUCAUCUGCACCCUGGGCAACAACGGCGUCACCUCUCGCCGCGACAUUGACGACCACCACGAGUCCCCCAACUACAAGCGUGACUUUGUCAUCAGCAACUAA